Messenger RNA from Entrophospora candida, 558 nucleotides. Lineage: Eukaryota; Fungi; Glomeromycota; Glomeromycetes; Entrophosporales; Entrophosporaceae. The record is from the annotation of a GenBank genome assembly.
AUGGCACAAAAAUCAAAUAUUCUCCGAAUUUUUGAAAUUCAUGAUAUAAUUUGUCAUGCCACACGUUGCAAAAAUAAUUAUAACUUUUUCGUCAUUGAUUACAGAAUAAUCAGAUUAGAAAAAAUAUCAUAUUUGCAUGUUAUGUUGAUAUUUGGAAUAUUCAUAGCUGUCUUCAUGCAUACACAUCACCAACUUCGAUUGUAUUUACAUUGUCGGCAACUUUCCAAAAACCCAAAUGAUAUCCUUAUAUUUGAAAAAUCUGGCUUACUGGACUAUUUUGAUCUUGGUGCUCCGGUCGACACUACUAAAACGGAACGAUCUAAUACAUACAUUAAUCCUACUCCUGCGGCAUCAGCUGUGGUUGUAAGAGAAAUGGUAUCAACAAGCUCUUCUAAAUCAUAUAAUUGUCACAACUAUCGUGAUCAUUCUUUUAUUAAAAAAACCAGAAAAGGAAAAGAAAAGUUCACCGAAGAAGGAGAUACAGAAAAACCAAAUUCCAAAGAGGAUAAUGAAAAAGUAGCAGUAAUAAGGAUUAAACAUCAAUUAGAAAAUUUAUAA